Molecule: messenger RNA, 1354 nt
Organism: Ornithodoros turicata
Lineage: Eukaryota; Metazoa; Arthropoda; Arachnida; Ixodida; Argasidae
Exons: 2
Coding region: 155-1351 (398 amino acids)
Source: RefSeq, a predicted model, not a curated record
CUAGAUGAAGGAAACUCUACAUCGUCUAUGUUGCUCGUUCGUCAUUCGAAGAAAACGAAAGACGACUGUCGUCGCUGUAUCGAUGUAGAAGACGACGUAGGAAGAAGAAGAAGAGGAUGGGCGUUCAUGGCGAGCUUCUGCGGCCUAGCCGGCCAUGCUUGGCAGACUCGCCAGGGCCUGGCUCCUGCUUCUUAUCGCCUUGCACCUCGCGUGCAGUGCGCCUCAAGGAACGACACAUAGCAACUUCUCGCGGCUCCUUGGUCCCACCAGGGGGCUCAUCCUGGCGUCCAAAGAAGGAAGUCGUCCGUCUCGCCGAUCCGACGACAACUUCUGGAAGUCCGUCAAGAACCGCAGCUUUCCACGUCACGGCAGGACGGCAAGAGACAUCGAUUCGCGAAAACCCAAGCCGAGAGACACCGACCGAGAAGGCUACGAUAACCACGGCCUUCAUUGGCGAUCCUACGUGCAAUCGGUGCUCCUGGAGCUCAACAAGGCACGGGAAGAGCAGGAAGAAGAACAGGAUUCUAUUCACAAAGCUUGGCGAACGUACGUCACAAACAGACUCUUGAACCUCCUGGAUUGGAACGCACCAGACGUAGGCUCUAUCGACCACAGCAGACGACUGGUUAGGCAUCCAAGAGUUCACGCAAAGAGACACCGUCCUACCUGGAAUCCGCCAGUAGUUUUGUGGAGUACUUUGUACCAUCCCAACUACGGAGAAUAUGGCCAACGUGGGACUAACGGUCUCGGAUACCGUGCUCACGGGCGGCGUCUUGGGAUGGCAUGGCAAGACGGACGUCAUUUCACGGCGUUCAACCGCUCCAGGACGGUCAUUUAUGAAGGGAUUACCAGGCCGACGAGUACCACGCACCGUCGAAACUUGAAGGAGCUCCUAGAUAUACUAAACGCUCAAAGCCGAAAGCGAAAAAUAAUGCAACGACAGUACAAGGGUAACGAAGACCCUGAACAACGCUCAGAUGUUACUCCCCAGCAGUUCCAAGAUGUCCACAGGAGAGAGGCCGCAUACAAGGAUGACGGUGUGUACGUCCUCGUUAAGGGUGUCCUAGUGUCUCCAGAUUCCCCCAUUCGGCCACUGAUUCAGGGACAGCUCAUACCGGAACUUGUGACAUCUUGCAUUAACUGUACCACAAGUUCCAAAACAAGUUCCACAGCAGCGGAUCCCCGGCCAGUUACAGUACCGGCGAAAGUGACACAGCGACGACUUGGAAUGGUGUUCUUGUUAACACUUGUUCUCCUCUUUUGCGGUAUAUUGACAGCCGCUUUCUUGUCUGGGUAUUUGACUAAGUACUAUAGGCAGUAUGAGAUUAUUCAAAGGGCACAAUUUAUUUGAAGA